AAAUGAAAGGCAAUGAUCGACCAAUUAAGAUAAAUCCAACUGGAAAAUAUAAUCUUGAUUUUAUCGAUUACAAUAACGAGUGGGCUGCAGUCUACAAUAAUGGAUAUCGACAUGAUGGAAAGAUGGAUUGUAACAGUUUUACAUUAAUUAAGAAUGCCCCAUUUAUGGAAUGUCAUUAGAAACAUUUAAUAGAUUAAUUGUAAUUUCUAAGAAAUUUAUAUAAAUAGACUGAGGAUUUAGAAAGAUUUGAAUAUUAGUAAGAGGAAGAGAAAAAUUUAGACAACAAAUUAGAACAAUAAUUUAUUGGAUAAAUAAAAAGAAUGAAAAUGGGUAAAUCAUCUAAAAGUUGUUCCAUUUGUAUUAAAGAUUUCAUCAAUGGUAUUUAUUUUGGUAAAGAACAAAGGGGAAAUAAUAAUGAAAUUACCAUGCGCUCAUAUAUUUCAUGAAAGUUGCAUUAUUCCUUGGUUCUAAAAAGCAAGCAAAUGUCCUAAUUGUAAAUUUGAUCUCAAAGAACAUUUUCAAAAAGAAUAAUAAUGAAAUUAAU
This is a messenger RNA of Paramecium sonneborni, 544 nucleotides long. The record is from the annotation of a GenBank genome assembly. Lineage: Eukaryota; Ciliophora; Oligohymenophorea; Peniculida; Parameciidae.